Messenger RNA from Lindgomyces ingoldianus, 4022 nucleotides. Its product is annotated as Coatomer, alpha subunit. Gene Ontology annotation, molecular function: structural molecule activity; protein binding. Lineage: Eukaryota; Fungi; Ascomycota; Dothideomycetes; Pleosporales; Lindgomycetaceae. Gene Ontology annotation, cellular component: COPI vesicle coat. The transcript has 11 exons. The record is from RefSeq and is a predicted model, not a curated record. Gene Ontology annotation, biological process: endoplasmic reticulum to Golgi vesicle-mediated transport; retrograde vesicle-mediated transport, Golgi to endoplasmic reticulum; intracellular protein transport. The coding region runs from base 146 to 3808 and encodes 1220 amino acids.
AGCACAGCAGCCUAAGCCCUUACCUGCCACCACACUGCACCUCUUUUACUUUCUUAAUCUCUCUAAGCUUGUUGCCGCAGUCGCGUCCGCCGAUUGAGGCUGUCCUAGGCGUGACCGAAGCUGCGGCUUCCCCCGAACCUCCACCAUGUCGACUCCAUCCAUGUUGACCAAGUUCGAGUCCAAGUCCUCGAGGGCGAAGGGCAUCGCAUUCCACCCUAAGAGACCAUGGAUCCUCGUUUCACUACACUCGUCCACUAUCCAAUUGUGGGAUUACCGCAUGGGCACUCUGAUAGACCGGUUUGAAGAACACGAUGGGCCAGUUCGCGGCAUAGACUUCCAUAAGACCCAGCCAUUAUUCGUAUCUGGUGGAGAUGACUAUAAGAUUAAAGUAUGGUCAUAUCAGACGCGGCGCUGUCUGUUUACCUUGAACGGACAUCUAGACUAUGUCCGCACCGUCUUUUUCCACCAUGAGCUGCCCUGGAUAUUGAGUAGUUCAGACGACCAGACUAUCCGUAUAUGGAAUUGGCAGAAUCGAUCACUCAUUUGCACCAUGACCGGCCAUAACCACUAUACCAUGUGCGCACAGUUUCACCCCAAGGAGGACCUCAUUGUUUCUGCCUCGCUCGAUCAGUCGGUCCGCGUUUGGGAUAUUUCCGGGUUGAGAAAGAAGCAUUCUGCGCCCACAGCCAUGUCAUUUGAAGAUCAAAUGGCACGGACAAAUGCCAAUCAAGCAGACAUGUUUGGAAACACCGACGCUGUCGUCAAAUUCGUGCUCGAGGGUCAUGAUCGAGGCGUCAAUUGGGUCGCGUUCCACCCAACACUUCCCCUGAUUGUUUCCGCUGGAGAUGAUCGCUUGGUGAAACUUUGGAGGAUGUCAGAAACUAAGGCUUGGGAAGUGGAUACGUGUCGAGGCCAUUUCCAAAACGCUUCUGCCUGUCUUUUCCACCCGCACCAGGACCUCAUAUUAUCAGUAGGCGAAGACAAAACGAUCCGGGUCUGGGACCUCAAUCGGCGAACAUCAGUCCAAUCCUUUAAGCGAGAAAACGACCGGUUCUGGGUGAUUGCUGCUCACCCUGAAAUCAACCUCUUCGCUGCUGGGCACGAUAACGGUGUAAUGGUUUUUAAACUCGAACGCGAACGCCCAGCAUCUGCUGUGUACCAAAACCAGCUCUUCUACAUCACAAAGGAAAAGCAUGUCCGCUCCUAUGAUUUCCAGAAAAACAUUGAAUCGCCCUCUAUGUUAUCUUUGAAGAAGCUUGGGAGUGCUUGGGUGCCCCCAAGGACUUUGUCGUACAACCCAGCGGAGCGAUCUAUUUUGGUUACUUCACCCGCUGAUGGGGGUACAUACGAGCUGAUCAGCCUUCCUCGAGAUGCAUCAGGAGCCGUAGAGCCUACAGACACCAAACGGGGGUCUGGGAACUCUGCCGUUUUUGUCGCUCGAAACCGUUUUGCCGUCUUCAGUCAGUCAAACCAACAGAUUGAUAUCAAAGAUCUCUCAAAUUCCACAACAAAGACAAUAAAACCUCCACAUGGCACCACAGAUAUAUACUUCGGUGGAACUGGCAAUUUACUCUUGAUCACUCCUACCUCUGUAGUCUUGUACGACAUUCAGGGCAAGAAGAAUCUCGCAGAGCUGUCGGUCAAUGGGGUUAAGUACGUUGUAUGGUCAUCAGAUGGGCUUCAUGUUGCUCUACUAAGCAAGCACAACGUUACAAUCGCGACCAAGAACCUUGAGCAAGUCAGCACAUUGCACGAGACAAUUCGUAUCAAGAGCGCGACCUGGGACGACACUGGUGUCCUUCUCUAUUCCACAUUGAAUCACGUCAAAUACAGUCUUAUGAAUGGUGACAAUGGCAUUGUACGAACUCUCGAGCAUACGGUAUAUCUUGUCAGGGUCAAGGGUCGAAAUGUGUACUGCCUAGACCGAGCCGCGAAACCCAAGGUCCUCCAAGUUGACCCCACAGAGUACCGGUUCAAACUUGCCCUUAUCAAACGAAACUACGAUGAGAUGCUCAACAUCAUCAAGACGUCAAGUCUUGUUGGCCAAAGCAUCAUUUCUUACCUCCAAAAGAAAGGCUAUCCGGAGAUUGCGCUUCAAUUUGUUCAGGAUCCUCAAACUCGUUUCGAGCUUGCCAUUGAGUGUGGGAACCUCGAUGUUGCUGUCGAAAUGGCAAAGCAACUCGAUCGCCCCAAGCUCUGGCAACGACUGAGUACCGAAGCUCUUGCACAUGGAAAUCACCAGGUGGUCGAGAUGACGUACCAGAAGCUUCGCAACUUCGACAAGCUUUCCUUCCUGUAUCUCUCCACCGGUGACCAGGAGAAGCUCAAGCGCAUGGCCAAAAUUGCCGAGCAUCGUGGUGAUAUGACAGCUCGUUUCCAGAAUGCACUCUAUAUGGGCGAUGUGCAAAACCGGAUCGAGAUGUUCCAAGAAAUCGACCUUUACCCGCUAGCAUAUGCCACGGCAAAGGCGCAAGGCCUCGAGGAGCAAGCUCAGACAAUAUUGGAGGCUAGUGGCCUUACCGAGGAACAGAUCAGCAUGCCAUCAGUUGGUAAGUCGCUCGCACCACCCAGACCCAUUGUACCCACUUUCAAAUCGAACUGGCCUACACGUGCCGCCUCCUCAACGGUGUUUGAGAAGGCACUGAUGGGAGAGGUGGAAGGGGUUGGUACUGAAGAGCCAGCCGCCAAUGGCUAUGGAGACGAAGACCUCUUGGGAGACGCCGAGGCUCCUAGCGCUGUAGCAGGAGGACUCGGUGGCGAGGAGGAUGAAGACGUAGGUGGUUGGGACAUGGGUGACGACGGGGACGUUGAAGUCGAGGAUGACUUUGUUAACGUAGAGGGGGCCGAUGCCGGUGCAGGAAGCAGUGAAGCAGAUCUGUGGGCUCGAAACUCGCCUCUGGCGGCAGAUCAUAUCGCUGCUGGCUCAUUUGAAACCGCGAUGCAGCUCCUUAACCGGCAAGUCGGCGCCGUGAACUUUGUCCCGCUGCAGGAACGCUUUCAGGAGAUUUACCAAGCUACGCAGACCUUCCUGCCCGCAACCCCCAACAUGCCGUCUCUUGUCAACUAUGUGCGGAGAACGGUGAACGAAACAGACUCGCGAAAGAUUCUACCAAUAAUACCUCGAGACCUCGAAUCAAUCUUGGCGGGCGAAUUGCUGGCCGGCAAGUCUGCAAUGGUAAAGAACAAAUUGGAGGAUGGCGUUGCCAUUUUCAAAAAGCUGUUCCAACUCCUCAUUGUCAAUGUUGUCUCUUCACAGGCCGAACUUUCAGAGGCAAAGAAGGCAAUCAACACAGCAGCCCAAUAUACACUAGCCAUGUCGAUUGAGCUCUCUCGUCGUGCCUUGGUCCAAAAUGCUACCGACAUUUCUAGCCUGCCGGCUGAUACCAAGAAGCGUGCUCUCGAACUCUCGGCGUACUUCACUAUUCCAGAGCUCGAAGGCCCGCACAAGUCUCUCCCACUCUCUGCUGCUAUGAAUUUCGCCAAUAAGAACAAGCAAUUCAAUACCGCGUUAAACUUUGCGAACGCCUUGAUUGAUAGGACUGGCAGCGCGAAACUCAAAGAGCAAGCUAAGAGGGUGAAAACAACAGCGGAGAGAAACCCAUCAGAUGGCAUCGAAAUCGACUUCGAUCAAUUCGCGGACUUCGAGAUUUGCGCUGCGUCGUAUACUCCGAUCUAUGGAGGUACUCCAUCCGUUGCUUGUCCAUAUGACGGAUCAAAAUAUCACAGCAAGUACAAGGGCACUGUGUGCAAAAUCUGCGAGAUCUGUCAAAUUGGGGCGCCGGCGAGCGGGUUGAGGCUUGUUGGGUGAGGAGGUCGACUAUGAGCUGUGGACUGGCACUUGGCAGGCAGACAUGAGAUAGUUGGAACUAUGGAACUAUGUACAUUGUUAUCGUAUUAGCAAGGUAUAAUAGUUAGUGAGAAGUAUAGACGGAUGGUUGCUGCUUUGAGACAAAGCGCAGGGCAUGCCGGUGUGAUGGGGCUGGGGAAAUGGGAGUUUUUGCUAUCACAAAAUGAGAAAUGAG